This is a messenger RNA of Halichondria panicea, 1641 nucleotides long. Its product is annotated as mucin-2-like. Lineage: Eukaryota; Metazoa; Porifera; Demospongiae; Suberitida; Halichondriidae. The record is from RefSeq and is a predicted model, not a curated record. The transcript is spliced from 13 exons. Bases 43 to 1545 code for a protein of 500 amino acids.
AAGGAAUCGUUAAGAAGAUAACCUUAAAUCGUAUCCAGAGAGAUGUCGUGCAGCAGUGGAUCUGCAGCUCGUCCUUCGCUGCCAAGCGAGCUGGAGUGGGUCAGUUGUGUAGCGUGUGGGAGGAGCUAUGAAUCUGAGCUCUUGUUGUCCAACUGUGGACACAUUUACUGCUUGCAAUGUAAAGAUCAGGGACGACAGCAUUGUACACUGUGUAACAGGUCGGCCAUCAAGUUCAUGCCAAUCACUGCAGAUAUUAAGCGAAACCCUCAAGUGGGUCAUCUGUUUUGCAAUGUGAACCAGACACUCAAGAGCAUCCUCGAUGUGAUUGUCUUCCAAGAUAUGCACAAGAGAGCGCACAUCAGGAAGAUGAACUCCAUGAGGCGUGGUGUGCCCCAACACUCUCAGCAGACAUUGCAACAGAAGCUGAUGGAGAGAAGGCAACAAACUAUUGCUACUCUGAAGGAGGCAGAACAGCUGGUGAGGGAAAUGAGGGCACUGGGGCUGCAGAAUGGAGACAUGUUGUGCUACCCUAAUAGCAGUGGGGACAAAGUAAAUGGAAUGAACAUAUUGCAAAUGAGUGUCAAGUUAAUCAACGCAACCAAGCCUGGGUCUGACCUACACAAGGUUGCUGCACUGCUGAAACAAUCACCCUCGAUACGACAAUCCAAGAAUUACUGCAAUACGCCCUCGUCCAAAACAGUGCCAACCAACACUCCUCAGUUGGCUGCUAUGAGAUCCACUCCUGUGUCUAUGAUGAGUACUUCAUCACUGCAACCCACACCCACACACACGGCAAAGACAGGAGCACAACCCACACCCACACCUGUGUCCACGAAAACACCAUCCUCACAGCAUGGUACCAAGAGCUACUUCACAGCCAAAGGUUCAGCAGCUCGAUCAGUGCCCCCCAAAGUAGUGACCCCCAGAGCAGCGUCGAGGGGGCAGUCUCCGAUGGUGACCCCUCAGUCUAAAAGAGCCGCCCACCACCUCCACACACCCACCAACUCUGUGAUGGCACAUCAAUUUGGACUGAGCUCGUUCUCAGGUUCAGUUAGACGCCCGCUGCCCCAGCAGAGGGGGUCAAUGCCACCCCCUCCACCACCGCCCACACUCCCACUACUCACAGGGGCACAUCCCAACAGUUCUUUUAUGAUUGCAGGGUCUACCCCAAUGUCAGUGAGCAGUGCAUCUCCCAAAGACUUGUAUUCUCACAAUCGACGGCUGCCCUCCUCCCACAUAACCCCCUCCCCUCGUGUCUAUCACACACCACAGUCCCUACAGCAGCACAGCGGAGGGUCUCAGCGAUCAUCAGUGAGGAGAUCGGCUGAAGCACCGGGUCCCUACCUCACACCAUCCGGCAGCAGCAGCAGGAAAAGAACACUAGUGACUCCUGACUCUGGGAGACUGUCCCUCCGAGCGAGGCCAGCUGGUGGGAGACUAGUACGCACUGGUACCGACUAUCAGAGCCCCUCCCCCAUGACCCAGGGGACAACCCCUAGCAGCACUGCAAGACUACCUAACAGUGCGAGAAUGGACGUUUGCUAAUAAUCACUCAUUCUAUUUAUGCAUUAUUUCAUAAUUAUUAUAUCCACAUGUUGAAGCUGUUUGGCAAAAAUUAAUACUUAUUCUUGUUAAAGUGAA